Molecule: messenger RNA, 632 nt
Organism: Syngnathus typhle (broad-nosed pipefish)
Lineage: Eukaryota; Metazoa; Chordata; Actinopteri; Syngnathiformes; Syngnathidae
Gene: aamdc
Product: adipogenesis associated, Mth938 domain containing
Exons: 2
Coding region: 59-301 (80 amino acids)
Biological process (GO): positive regulation of fat cell differentiation
Cellular component (GO): cytoplasm
Source: RefSeq, a predicted model, not a curated record
GCGCCGCUCCUCGCGCUUUUCGUGACGUCACCUGAUUUGGCCUCUCUCUCUCCUCACCAUGCAGCACCGUCCCGGCGUCCAAGUGGCCGACUUGCAGGAGGUGCUGGACAACGGAGUGGACCUGCUGCUCAUCGGUCGAGGCAUGGACAUGGCCCUGCAGGUUCCAGCGUCCACGGUGGACCAGGUGACUGCGACGGGCGUCCAAGUGCGGGUCCUGCAGACGGAGGCGGCGGUGGCCGAGUUCAACCGCAUGGCCAGAGGCGGAGCUAAUGUCGGCGGAGUCUUCCACUCCACCUGCUGAGAAAAUGUUGCAAAUCAAACGACACGAGUCAGUCAGUCCGGGCUUUAAGUCAGCCCCGGACCAUGGCUCAGCCCCGGACCAUGGCUCAGCCCCGGACCAUGGCUCAGCCCCGGACCAUGGCUCAGCCCCGGACCAUGGCUCAGCCCCGGACCAUGGCUCAGCCCCGGACCAUGGCUCAGCCCCGGACCAUGAGUCAGCCCCGGACCAUGAGUCAGCCCCCGGGUAUUCUGUCACCACGUGUCGCAAAUCAUUGAAAUGAAUGCACAUUGAAUUGCAUUCGUCCAUUCUCGAAACUAAUAUCAUGCCUCAAUAAAAACAUUGUGCAAGCGCA